AUAUUGUACGAACGUGAUAAAGUUUUCACGUUAUAACAUAUCUUUUAUUGUUCGAGCAUGAUAUAUUGCCGUAAAACAUAGUGAAGUGGUGACAGUACAGAUCAGAGUGCGAGAAAAUGGCACGUUUAUUGGAAUUAAUUAAGUUCUAUUUUAUGCUUGGAUUGAGGCAUGGGGAGAUUUUGCUGUUAUUGAGCAGUUUGGACAGUAUUGUGAUAAGCAUGCGGACACUUAGAAGAAACCUAAAACGCGGACUGUACAGGAGAAAGAAUGAGUCCGAUCCGAUUGAGGUGGCAGGAUUUCUUAUUGAUCAACUGGAGGGACACGGGAGGCUCCAUGGAUACAAACUACACCACCUGAACUGCAUUCAGGCAGGUUAUGUUGUCACGCAGAGUACUGUGAGACAUUUACUGAAAUAUCUUGACCCUUACGGUGUUGAGCAACGACGCAGAAAUCGCCUAAUGCGACGCACGUAUGUAAAUCCUGGACCAAAUUUCAUGUGGCAUGUUGACUCCUAUGACAAACUCAAGCCUUUUGGAAUCUGUAUAAAUGGAGCUAUUGAUGGCUUUUCGAGAGUUAUGAUUUGGCUUCAUGCCUAUUCAACAAACAAUGAUCCCAAAGUCAUUGCUGCAUAUUUCAUAGCAGAAGUUGAAAAGAGGAUGGGAACACCUGCUAGGAUUCGCUCUGAUUUGGGAACAGAAAAUGUCAUAAUGGCGGAGAUGCAACGAUUCUUGCGAUGGACUAUGGAUCCGAACGUCAGAAACUGUUUUAUUACUGGAUCCAGCAAUCACAAUCAGCGUAUUGAAGGCUGGUGGGCCUUUCUGAGACGACAUCAUGCUCAGCACUGGAUAAAUCGUCUCCAGGAACUAAAAGACCAUGACUGCUUUUCUGGAUGUUUUUUGGACAAGCAGCUCAUAUUGUUUACGUGCCUGAACGUCAUCGAGGAAGAGCUGCAGCAAGUUGCACAUAUGUGGAACACCCACAUAAUACGCAGAAGCAGAAAUGCAGUUGCUCCAAGUGGACGUCCGAUUCUCAUGUACACCAUCCCUCAUCUCUUUGGAGGACAGGAUCAUCUGAAAGAGGUUUCUCGGGAGGCAGUGGAUGCUUGUAAGCAAGAAUGCCAACAGAGAGGACCUUAUACCUGUGAUGAAACCGUUUUCAGCUUGUGUUGCCUUAUAAUGUCAGAGAACUUCUUACUUCCACCAAGCACAGCAGAUGAAUCCAUUGAACUGUAUCUCUUCCUGAGAGCCUAUAUACUGAAGGACUUAUAAACCUUAAUAUAAUUGGGUUUGGGACUUUUUACGCACAUAUUUUUUGGUACAAUGUUUUAUUUGUGCAAUAAACAAUAGAAAAGACAAUCAUUAUUAUUUUGUUUGGAUUUUUGGUUCAAGAUAGUAGCAAGCAAGCAUGUCUAAAUAUAUUUAACCAAAUCUGUGUACUCCAGUGAAGAAUCAAAAUUAAAGCAGGUCCUUGUAUUAGUAUUGCAUUUCUUUUUUUAAUAUUUUGACUGAGACAUUUAUGCAAAAAACAGGUGUUUGCUUCCCAUCUAAAGAAAACAUUUGACACCUGUUUAUUAAUGAGAACGUUGAAGUAAAUGCUUGAAUACGCAAAAUGUUUUAAAAAUAAAUCAGCAGAAAGACGUGCAUUGAAUAAUCUCAACCUUUUGGCAUUUCCAAUUAUUUUUUAACUGAAUUUCUAUUAUAUCUGAUUUCUGUUUUAAGACUGUUGAAAAAACAUUUUUUAAACUGCUGAUCCUAUACAUUCUCAUUCAUGAAAUAUUGUUUUCAAUUUUACUGAAAACAUUGUGCAACUGUUAUUCACCCACGAACAGUUUCUUGUAAACUGGCAAAUAUAAAAAUUCUGCAUUAUGUAAUAAUUACCAAACACUGUUAGAUGUUAACCUCCCUUUUAUUUGUGUUCAAGGAGAAGAAAACACGGACUCUUGAUAAACACUACAAAACUUAACUUAUGUGCCAAUUUUCUGUCUUUUAUCCCAGUCAACUAUUGCAUCAAACACACUGCCUUCCAAAGUUAUUCCCUUAAAAUAUGUUCUAAACAAAUGACUUGUGGAAAGGUAAAAAAAAAAAAAAGAUACUUGAAAAUAAUUAAUAUUAAAUCUUUUGAAUUAUUACUAAACAAAACAUCCCCUCUAGCAGACAUCUUG
Messenger RNA from Oreochromis niloticus (Nile tilapia), 2161 nucleotides. RefSeq lists its product as uncharacterized. NCBI's taxonomy places the organism in Eukaryota, Metazoa, Chordata, Actinopteri, Cichliformes, Cichlidae. The transcript is spliced from 2 exons. The record is from RefSeq and is a predicted model, not a curated record. Gene Ontology annotation, molecular function: nucleic acid binding. Bases 117 to 1268 code for a protein of 383 amino acids.